UCUUCGGACCUAAUCGACAUCAUAGCGACAAAUCUAUUUUAUUAUCAUACUGGAGUCGAAAUUUUCGUAUGGAGGUUACUCGCCGAAUCUGAAACUUAAAAGUUUUUGCAAAUUAGACAAAAUGUCAUUAAAGGAAACAUUGGUCGAUCUCGAAGAACAGUUUGAUAAAGUAAAGAAAUUAAUUGAUAAUUCCAACUCGGAUCCUGAAACAGCACCAUACACAUCAAAAUAUGCUGCUAGAGAACAUUUACAAUCAAUGAAUACUCUUCUGGAUAAAGUAAAAUCUCAAAAUGAGGCAAAUGAUAUCCUGCAUAAUAAAAUAAUUGGGAUGCUUGGAGCUAUUCAACUACAACUUGGUACAAUUGCCCUGGAAACUGAAGAAUUAUCAUUGAGUGAUAAGCAUUAUGAUGAAUGUCUUGAAAUAAUCAAUGGCCAUACCCUCACUGUUGAAGUAGCCUCUGUCUGCUUGAAUUUAUACAUGCAAUUGGGCAUUCUCUGGGGCAGAAGACACUAUGCUAAAGGAUUAGUUUAUUUAUCACAAGCUGAAGACUUCUGCAAACAACUCAAAGAAAUUAAUAUGAUCCCCAUUGACUACUCAGACUAUUUCAAGAAUGAUUUCACUUUCAAUGAGGAAGAAGCUAAAGAAAAACUUGAGAAGGCCUACACAUUAAUAUUAUUUUAUAUUGCACAAGCAUAUGCUUCAAGCAAUCCAUUAAAAAGUGCUGUUUAUUGCCAUCAAACUCUCCAGAGACAGUUUGAUAGCAAAGACUAUGAGCAUAUUGAUUGGGCAUUGAAUACAGCCACAUUAUCACAGUUUUUCAUGGUGAGAAAUGGCUUCAAACAAGCAAAACAUCACCUAAGUGCUGCAUUAUUCAUGUUUGAUGAAUAUAAAAAGAUGGUGGAUGCUUCAGUAGAUGAGGGUGAGGAAUACGAAGCGAAAUUAGAGACUUAUCGACAUAGAUUAGGGGAUGUGAGUAGAUGUUGGAUCAAAUAUGCAUUGAAUCUGCUCACAAACUCAAAGGAAAGAUUGAUAAACACGGAAAAUAUUGAGUUGACUGCUUGUACAUGCACAGAUCUAGCUGAGAUGGAUUUAUCAGAGUUUGAAGUCACAAAAGAAGACAUGUCAAAGAUGAUUUUUCAAAAUAUGGACGUUUCUGAGUAUGAUAGUCGUGUGGGGCAUCAUUUUCUGUUAACUAUGGACGAUGCUAAGAAAGUAUUCCAUUUUGCGCAGUCAUUUGUAAAUUCCGCGAUAGAAUAUCAUACUCUCAACACACACGCGUCGGAUUAUGUCGAGAUUAUGCAAGAUUACAGUCGGUUGUAUGAUGUGUUGGCGUUUUACGCCGAAGACCCGGAUGUGCGCUGUAAAAUCUACAAAAGAUCCGCGGAUAUUUUGGAGGAUUUACAGAGCGCGAUUAACCCGCAGUAUUACAUGCGUUACUGCCGCCAGAAUUGGUAUCAUUUAGGCAGUACGUACUCGGAUAUGUUGGAUAUUAAACUGGAGAAACUAAGCGGUACCUCGCGACCCACGCAGCAUGAAAUGACUAAAGUGAAUACGCUUGUGGAAAAGACUGUUGCGAAUUUCACAAAGUUCAUCGAUAGUUUUCGAAACGCGAGUGGUGAUUUACCGAGUAAGAUUUCGGAUGGCGGGGAGAAGGUCUUCCUGUUGGCGUAUUUUCAUAUAGCAGCUAAACAGACGAAAUACGCCACGUCGGAUAGGGUUGUUUUGGCCGACCGGAUACAGAAGAGUAUAGAUGCUUAUAAGGCACUGCUGGCGUAUUGCAAGGCUAAUCCGGAUGCAGGAGAGUUGAUUCCUGCAGAACUACAGCUUGCAGACAUGAUGGUAAAAUUACUUCAAUUGAAAAUAGCGCGAAUUAAUAAUGUCGCACCGCCUCCGAUAUAAAUUGUACUGUAAAUUAAAAUAAAAUGUUAAUAUUAAAGUCGCA
Dalotia coriaria is the source of this 1943-nucleotide messenger RNA. Its product is annotated as KIF-binding protein. Lineage: Eukaryota; Metazoa; Arthropoda; Insecta; Coleoptera; Staphylinidae. The record is from RefSeq and is a predicted model, not a curated record. Gene Ontology annotation, biological process: neuron projection maintenance; central nervous system projection neuron axonogenesis; microtubule cytoskeleton organization. The transcript is spliced from 2 exons. Bases 122 to 1900 code for a protein of 592 amino acids.